Moneuplotes crassus is the source of this 860-nucleotide messenger RNA. Lineage: Eukaryota; Ciliophora; Spirotrichea; Euplotida; Euplotidae. The record is from the annotation of a GenBank genome assembly.
CCAAAUUGUACAAGUCUAAAGCGCCAGCUUUAGACUUUGCCAAGAUGAGUAAUUAUACUCCUAAGUAAUGAUAAUGACGAUCUGCCAACCCCGAUUGCAUUGAACCCUAAUAAGGUUUAUUCCACAUUUGACUUACCUCCAAAGGGUAUUGAUUUCUCAAAGGUCACGGGGAGGUACCCGAAAAGCAUUAAAAUACUCAAGAAGAAGCAACAGAAAGAAGAAGCUGAAAACCAAUUGACCGAAAACCAGGAUGAAGUUGAAAUUAAGAACCUGUUUAGCAGCUUUACUAUGAAUUCUUGGCAGCCGAAGCCAGAGGAGGUAAUGUCUAAGAAGAUGGAGAGCAAUUUGAGGAAUUAUCAAGAAGAACUUUCUAAAAUUAAAAUCCUUAAUAAAUAAGACACUUAAGCUGGGAAAGUCUAUUAAGUACCACAAGAAGAAGAUCAGAGAGAUAGGGGUUAACGUGAAGAGAGUCAGACUUAGGCCGAAUAGGAAAGUCAGUAAAGCAUCUGUUAUUGAUAAAAGAAAUAAUAAAAUCAAUAAGAAUCAGAGUAGAAUAAAUCAUAUUCCAUCUGAAAAUUGGAGUGAAGAAGCAUAUAGUAUAGCCCAUCUUCAGCUUCGAGCCAUCUAAUUUCUUAACAAACGACCAAUAAGAUUCUUGCUUAAAAGAGCUCAACUCUCAUCGUUCCUUCAUAAAUCUUCAAAGCCAAAGGGCUAAAUUGCUCAGUUCAGCUUUAUAUCAGAAAAGAAGGAUUCCUGAGGCUUUGGGCUGAGGCGAGCAAGGGUAAAGACACUCUUGGGUUCAUAGUUUAGUGCUUCAUGUAUAGGAAGAAUGGGUCCGUGACUAUCAACAGCUAUUUGUA